AUGGACUCGCCAGCCAAGUCUCCAAGACCGACCGACGAGCUUCGUGGCGGGGUCCUCCCGCAAGCCAAGGCCAAGGAAGCUCCGAAGCCGUCGGGGAGACUGCUGACUCAGAGAGACUUGGAAUGCUUCGCGAUUGAUUGUGAGCUGGAAAGGCUGAGAAACCAGAAGUGGUGUGCCGGGCACAAACGUGCCUAUGCAGCGAUCAUGGCACAGGCGAGAAAGGAUGGCAAGCUGGAAAUCGCGAAGGAGAUCAUGGCUGAUGACGAGCGCUGUAAGAUCUGCAUGCGAGAAUAUUGUGAAAAGAACCCGAUCAAUGAGCGCUGGUCGCGGAAGCGACUCAUCGAAUGGUCUCAAUUUUGCGAGAGGCAUGGCCGACGAGACUACGAUGGAGAUCACGAGGGAGAUGCACCGAUGACCGAAGCAGAGUUCCUCAACUGGGCUCAACAGAUCAAGCGGUUGACGGCCACAGGCGCUCGACAUUGGUGGACUGAGUUGAAGGACAGCAAUGCCAGGCGAGAUUUCGGUGGUCGUGAUUCCGAAGGCAAGCUGGGUGCUGAGCGCAUCUGGAUUCCUUGCGCCCAGGAACGUCACGAGCGGAAGAAGGGCCGCUUCGGGGAGAUUGGCGUCUCCCAGGGAAGCAAACAGAUGAAGAACCUCGACGAUGAGUCCUUCAAUCAGCUGCUGGAUUACGCAGGCAGCAAGUCUUUGGAUGUUGACUUUGUGCGUGGGAACAGCAAAGGCUCGAAAGAGCCCGGGCCCCUUGCGACUUCCGUGGCUGCGACGAGCAGCCCAUCGCGCCCAUUGCCUGCAACGACGAUCGUGGCUGCGGCUGAGGAGAAGGCAGAGACGACUCCGAAGAAGUCCGUGGACCUGGCUUUGGAGAAGCCGAAGCAGGAGACCAGGCUCACGAAGGAGAUGAACACCUUGAAAACGUCCCUCUGUGAGUGCGCAAAGCAGGCCAUCGAGCAGCAGGGCAAGCUUCCGGAAACGAAGGACAACCAUCGUCUCUGCUGCUUCGCCGCACUUGUCAAUUACCCGACAGACCUCGAGGACUCGGCGACGCAGCAGAUGGUCAACACGCUCACGGGUCAGACAUCGAUUGCUGACCUCCUCGCUGGCCACACAGACAAACUUCCAGUGCCGGAGGCGAUGCAGAAGGAUCUCGUGUCUUUCGAUCAGGUCAAGGCGAACAUUGAGGCCCUCAAGAAUGCCGGCACGGUUCUUGAGCUCGAUGAAAUCAAGGAAAAGUUUCAGCAGCACAAGACGGCCCUCAAGACUUUCGAGAAAGGCCUUGCUCAAGUUUCGAGAGAUUGCAAAUCCCAUGUGCAGCAGCUUGAGAAGGAGGAAUCUCGCAAGCAGAAGGCUGAGGGGAAGAAGAAAGGCAAGGCUGAGCUGGAUGCUUUCAGGGAGAGCAACAGCCAGCGUGCGAGGGCCUUGCUGGAAAGCAAGACGGGUGCAACCGUCAAACCGCUGUACAAGACCUGUCAGUUCUUGUACAAGAAGUUCGCUGAGGGCACUCUUCCGGAGGAGUACAAGGACAAGGUCAAACCCUUCGUGAAGUAUGCAAGUGGCAUGGACUUGAGCUCCAAGCCGUGGUUCGCCACUGCCAAGGAACACCAGUGCUUGGAAGCAUGGUCCGUGGACGCAAUCAUGCAGAAGACUGUGGUGUCUUGGGCCGUCAAGUACAAGCAGCUCCCGGACUUCCAGCAGAAAAGCCGUGCCUCCGCCGCCCUCGAGCCCAAGCACGGCCACGAGCAGUGCGAUGACUUGUGGCGGAACUUCGUGGCUGAGUCGGACGUGCUGACUUGCGAUGCGAUGCCUUCAGCCGCCACGUUUGCCAAAACCAAUUGGAUCGCGGGCUACUCACCGGACAUGAAAUUCUGCGGCCUGCAAGCAAACGGAGCUCAGACCUUGAAGGUGGCAACUUUGGGCGAUGUGCUUCACAUUUGCUUUCCUUUGUCGACGACUGUUCCAGCUGCCCAGAAGCUAGGAUUCAUCCAGGACGGCAAGCCUUUGCCUUCCACAGAGGCGUUCUGUGAGGUCAUGGAGCAGAUGGAGCUGAAAACCUUGGUGGAGUUCUUCAACCAGGGCGUGGAGGUUUAUGCUCACUGCUUGAAGGCUGGGGAGAUGAUCAGCUUGCCAAUGGGAUGGUUCAGCGUGGAGAUUUCCAUGAGCGGGACAAUCCUUGUCAGCGUGCGGAAGGGGGUUUUCCUCAAGAAGACCUCCAGCGAAGCAAUCAAGGAUUACGAGUCUUUGAUCCAGUUGCUGCAGCAUUGCUCCAGAAAUGUGGAUCGAUACCACGAGCUGCUCAAGCUCCUGAAGGGGAGUGCUGAGGCGAGUCAGGAGGCUCCGACGGCAAAGCCUGAUGCAGCUGCAUCCUGA
Symbiodinium sp. CCMP2592 is the source of this 2382-nucleotide messenger RNA. NCBI's taxonomy places the organism in Eukaryota, Dinophyceae, Suessiales, Symbiodiniaceae. The record is from the annotation of a GenBank genome assembly.